Messenger RNA from Ricinus communis (castor bean), 2219 nucleotides. RefSeq names its product lactoylglutathione lyase GLX1. The transcript is spliced from 10 exons. NCBI's taxonomy places the organism in Eukaryota, Viridiplantae, Streptophyta, Magnoliopsida, Malpighiales, Euphorbiaceae. The coding region runs from base 68 to 1084 and encodes 338 amino acids. Gene Ontology annotation, molecular function: metal ion binding; lactoylglutathione lyase activity. The record is from RefSeq and is a predicted model, not a curated record. Gene Ontology annotation, cellular component: cytoplasm.
CAUAUAUACUAUAUGCCGAAAAUAAGAAACGCAGAGCCAGAGAGAGAAGCAGGAAAAGGAAACGAAGAUGCUAACAACAGUCCCACUGCCAUCUUCUGCUUCUUCUACAUGUACUCUUCUCAGUGUUCCAAAGCAAAAGAAUUAUAAAGCUUCUUUUCACUCACUUUCCUUGAAGCUCUCUUCUUUGCACAAUGGAAACAAUACUAAUAGUGAUAAUACUGAUAAUGUUGCCACCACUUCCAUUCACAAUAAUCCUUCUCGAAGACUCGCUCUCUUUCAACUUGGGGCUGCUCUCCCUGAGUCCCACUUGUUAGGUGGGAGAGCAUCUAAAUUGUUAAGAGUGGAUGGAAAUACUUCAGAGGCUAGCACAUCUUCAAAAAUGGCAUCAAUGAGUACUGCACUUGCUGAGCAAAAUGUAUUAGAGUGGGUUAGUAAUGAUAAAAGAAGAAUGCUCCAUGUUGUUUAUCGUGUUGGAGACUUGGACAAGACAAUAAAAUUUUACACUGAAUGUCUGGGAAUGAAGCUGUUAAGAAAACGUAACAUACCGGAAGAGAGAUAUUCAAAUGCUUUUCUUGGAUAUGGACCUGAAGAAUCUAAUUUUACUGUUGAACUUACUUAUAAUUACGGAAUUGACAAGUAUAACAUCGGAAAUGGAUUCGGCCAUUUUGGCAUUGCAGUAGAGGAUGUUGUCAAGACAGUAAAUCUUGUAAAGGCAAAAGGGGGCAGAAUUACUAGAGACUCUGGUCCUGUUAAAGGUGGAGGUUCAAUAAUUGCUUAUGUUCAAGAUCCAGAUGGUUAUACUUUUGAGCUUUUGGAGAGGGGACCCACACCUGAGCCCCUAUGCCAAGUGAUGCUUAGAGUGGGGGAUCUUGAGCGCUCCGUGAAUUUCUAUAAGAAGGCCUUUGGCUUGCAGCUUCUCCGCAAAAGGGAUGACCCAGAGUCAAAGUAUUCAGUAGCCAUAAUGGGGUAUGGCCCAGAAGAUAAAAAUGCAGUGCUGGAACUUACAUAUAACUAUGGAAUCACAGAAUAUGAAAAAGGAGAUGGUUACGCACAGUAUUUACCAGAUUGCAAUUGGCACAAAUGAUGUGUACAAGAGUGCAGAAGCAAUUAAACUGUGUGGAGGAGAAAUUAUUCGUGAACCUGGACCCCUACCAGGAAUUAAUACCAAGAUCACUGCAUGCUUGGAUCCUGAUGGUUGGAAAUCAGUCUUUGUUGAUAAUGUCGAUUUUCUCAGGGAAUUGGAGUGAUCAAAGUAUAUCAUGAUAGCUGCUUCAUUGAUUCAAUGGGAAGAUUACUUGACAAUUUUUUCACAUAGAGAGCUGCCUUUUUUUUUUCUUUCUUUUAAAUUCACAAAUAGCACCUGCUAGAAUGUCCCCCCAAUCCCCAUGCCAGUAUAUUCCUCCCCCCAUGUGGCUCUGUAUGUGACGUUAUGACUACCAAUUAUUAUAAGUGCAUUUACAAUUUGCUUAAUACAUGCCAAAGAAAAUUGAAGAUUGAGAUGUACAUUUCAUGCUAAUCACUUUGGAAAAAUCAAAGACUAGUUUUGAAGCAAUUGGAAGUUGUCUCAUAUUUUAAAUUGGCACGGCAACUCAACAUUUGCUGAAUUCCCUCAGUCCAUAUGAGUUUUUCACCUUUACUUCUGCAUUCAAACUCUAUAACUCUCUCAGCUGUUUUGAUCCCAAAGUAAGCUCUUUGCUCGUUGCAGUCUUCUCUCUCCCUUCCAGGCCACGCUGGGAUGUCACUGUAUACUCCAGAGACUACACCUGUGAUCACAGCAUGGCUUGACUCAGUAGAAUGGGCUGAGAGAAAGGUUGAGUUGAUGUUAAAAGAAACUUGCUUCCAAUGGAGAGCUCCUGCCAUCAACAUGUACAUGAUAAUCAGUGCCAGUUGCAUCUCUUUUAUGGAGUCUGUCAAUGUGAUUUCACUGUAUUUAUAAAUGCUUCUAGUAUUGAAGUGAAAUAUAUAUAUACCUUUCCUUGUACGCUUGAGAAGUUCUCCCCCUCUGGUCACAAAGUUCAAUGCUGCCAAGAUGUUAGAUUCUUUGCCCUCUUCACUUUUUUCUUCCACCAGGGCAAAAGCCGUAGUUAUGUAACCCUUUUGGAAACUCGCUUUUAAAGUGUUAGCACCUCGUAAUGCUACUCAUGGAAAAUGUAAUAAAUUUAGACAUCGUCUUGUAAUUGAGAACAUAUCAGGGGAAAAAAAUGGUUUUAUUGCAUUCA